AUGCUAAGUUUAUGGGUAAGAAAGGAACGCAAUGGUAAAAAAAUAAUGAUGCAAACGAUAGCUGAGGAAAGCGUACGAAAGAGCAACGGAUUUGCUGCAAAGCAACUUUAAAAUUCUUCACCUGGAAGGCAAAUUAGACAUUAAAACCAUCAAAAUAAGGGGUCAAUACAGCCACAGUUUAAUUAGACCUCAGUAACCGGAUUAGGUCAGGGACCGCAGUUAUAACUUGGGCUUAGUGGAGCUUUUUUAAAUCCCUUUAAUACAAAUCAGCAUUAAUUUUUCAGGAAUGCUGUAGCUGCAAAUAAACCAAAUUAGUAAAAAUCUCCAAGGAGCACAAAAAGUACAAUUAAUAGCACAAGUUAACAAGCAUCCUUAUCAACAAUGAGCAAGUAGGAUUCGAGUCUUUAUAGAUUUUCUUCUAAGGGAGGCAUGAGCAAUAAUAGUAGUUCAAUCAAAGGAGUUGUAACUAGCACAUGCUGCAAACGAAAGAAAACUGUAAAUAACGCAGAUUUCUCUGAGGAAGAGAUGAAAUUAAACUCAAUUAAUAGAAAAAGUUCAAAUUAUGCCGUUUCAGUAACUUAAUCGGUUCAUACCAAUACAACUUACAAUGAAAAUGAUGCCUGUGAGAAUCAUAGUCAUGAUGAUGCUUGUUAAAAUCAUUCAAAUAAAUGCACUAUGGAAAGAGAUGAUAUCCUCAAGGAUAUUCAUACUUUCCUUAAUAACUAAGAAAAAUAUCUCAGUCAGAUUCUUAAGAUUGGAAAUUACGACAAAAAUAAGCCAAUAUAGGAGUCUCUUAAUCUAAUUUCUUAAAAACUUAACAGUUUGACUGAUAACAAUUAGAACUAGAAUAGUAAUAAUAAUGAACUAAAUUAGCAGGAUAUUUCAGUGAUAAAGUCAGCUAAAUUACAAAAUGACUCUAGUACAUCUUAUCAAGUAGGACUAAAUAUAUUUGAGGAACUUUCUCAUAAAUAUACCCGAGAUCUAAAAUAGCAUCUCAAAAGUAUAAGAUUUAAUCCUCAUAUUAACCCCAAUUUAGAAUGUAUUAUGACCAAAUAACAAUGCAUGAGCUUCGAUGACAUUGCAGGGAAUGACUAUGCAAAAGAAAUUAUCAAUGAGACAUUUGUACUCCCAAGUAUAAUGCCUUAGGUAUUUAAAGGCAAGGCAAGACCUUGGUAAUCAAUCCUGUUAUACGGAGUAAGAUUCAUAGAUUUAUUUUAUAUUAAUUAGCCUCCUGGAGUUGGUAAAACUAUGCUGACACAAGCUGUUUGUUAUCAUUCAAAAGCCACCUGUUUCUGGGUUUCGCUAGCAGACAUCACCUCAAAGUUUAUAGGUGAAAAUGAGAUGGAUUCAUUAGGCAGAAAAAGAACCGGCAAUGAAAGUGAGACUGAGAGAAGAAUUAAAACUGAGUUUCUUAAGUAAAUGGAUAUGAUUAAGAAUAUUCCGGAGAAGGUGUCUGUAUUCGCAACUACAAACAUGCCUUGGGAAUUAGACAUUGCAGCACUCAGAAGAUUUGAAAGGAAGAUCCUAGUCCCUAUGCCUGAUAAAGAGACUAGGAAGAAUGUCAUGAAACUUCACUCUGGGACACAUCAUACACUCACAGAUGAGGAUCUUGAUUUCCUUGCAGAACAAACUGAAGGGUACUCUGGCAGUGAUCUAUCAACUCUAGUUAAUGAUGCAUUGAUGAGACCUAUUAAGUAACUAUAGUAAGCAACUCACUUCAAGCGAGUAGAAAAGAGAGAGUUAGUUGAUUAGCUAAAAAAUGAAUACUAUGAGGAGACUAUUGAUGAUGAAGAGGAGGAUUUAACUGGGAGCAUUUGGAUGCCAGUCAUAGUGGAUUCUAAAACAGAUAAGUAAGCCUUAUUAAAGGAUGAUCCGAGCAUUAAAGAGAUGGAUCUGGCAGCUAUUUCUGAGAAGGAAGUAUUUGUUAGAAAAGCAUUUCUCAAUGAUUUUAAGCAAAGCAUAGAAAAUUGCAAGCCAACUAUUCAUGUGAGCUUCUUAGAACUCUAUGCUAAGUUUCUAGAGAAAUAUGGACAUGCAGAUCAAAAGAAUUAGUUGGAUGAGUUAAGAAAGCUCUAAUAGCCAUAAUAUCUUUCUUACUAUGCCUGA
Molecule: messenger RNA, 2106 nt
Organism: Stylonychia lemnae
Lineage: Eukaryota; Ciliophora; Spirotrichea; Sporadotrichida; Oxytrichidae
Source: the annotation of a GenBank genome assembly